AUGCAGCUCUCUUCAGCCCUCGCUGCCGUCGCCGCGCUUGCUCUUUUCCCCGAAGCCACCGUCGCGGCUGGUGCCAAAUGCCGGGUCGACCUCAAGCACGGACAGGCGGUCGUCAGCUCCUUCGAGGUGCUGGCAGGCUCGAGGAAAACCGUCAAAGAGGAAGGAUUCAGCUGGACUUGCUCGACAGAAAGGGACACCUGUAACGCUGUGAAUUGCAUUCUGCCAAAAGGUUUAACAGCGGUGGGCGUGCAGAUCAGCAGUGGCAAGCCCAAGGACAGGGCCGCCGAAGAGUCUGCUGCUCGCCAGGCAGCUGCUCCGAAGGUGGUUGCUCUUUGGCUACUCGAAAAUGUGUACUCUGGUCGAAAGUGGCCACGAAUCUUUAAGACUGGAGGUCAUCUUGGCAUCUUGUGGGGAGCGAGUGGUUAA
Pyricularia oryzae 70-15 is the source of this 426-nucleotide messenger RNA. RefSeq lists its product as uncharacterized. The record is from RefSeq and is a predicted model, not a curated record. Bases 1 to 426 code for a protein of 141 amino acids. The transcript has 2 exons. NCBI's taxonomy places the organism in Eukaryota, Fungi, Ascomycota, Sordariomycetes, Magnaporthales, Pyriculariaceae.